AUGUGGGCCCCACCGAGACUUGUGGACCUGGCAGGGCAGAGCCUGCUGAGAGAUGAGGCCUUGGCCAUCGCCGCCCUCGAUGAGCUGCCCGUGGAGCUGUUCCCACCACUCUUCAUGACAGCCUUUGCUAGGAGACACAGCAAGACCCUGAAGGCAAUGGUGCAGGCCUGGCCCUUCGCUUGCCUCCCUCUGGGGGCUCUGAUGAGGGAAUGGCAGCCUCACAAGGAGAUCUUUCAAGCUGCACUCAGUGGGCUUGAUGUCUUGAUUGCUCAGAAGGUUCGCCCCAGGAGGUGGAAGCUGCGAGUGCUAGAUCUACGCAGAAAUGCUCACCAGGAUUUCUGGACCGUAUGGUCUGGAACCAGGGCUGGCAUGUGCUCACUGGUGGCGCCAGAGGCAACCCAGCCCAUGAGUAAGAAGCAGAAAGUGGAAGUUUCAUGCAUGGCGGCAAAGCAACCCUUGGUUCCCUUGCAGGUGCUUGUUGACCUGUACCUCAGGAAAGGUACCCAUGACGAAUUGCUCGCCUACCUCAUUGAGAAAGUCAAGCACAGGAAAGGUUUACUACACCUGUGCUGUACGAAGCUGGAGAUUUUUGCAGUGCCCAUGAAACAUAUUAAGAUGAUCCUGAAAAUGGUGCAGCUGGACUCUGUGCAGCACUUGGACGUGAAUUGUAUCUGGAAACUGUCCACCCUGGGGAAUUUUGCUCCUUACCUGGGCAAGAUGGGAAGUCUGCGCAGACUCUUCCUCUCCCACAGGAACACGUCUUCCUACACAUCCCCAGAGGAGGAGGAGCAGUGUGUUGCCCAGUUGGCCUCUCAGUUCCUGAGUCUGCACCACCUCCAGGAGCUCUGUUUGGACUCUGUCAACUUCCUCAAUGGCCGCCUGGACCAGAUGCUCAGGUGCCUGAAGAGUCCCUUGGAGACCCUCUCCAUAACUAACUCCCUACUUUCAGAAUCAGACCUGAUGCAUCUGUCCCAGUGCCCCAACAUCACUCAGCUGAAGGAACUGAGUCUGAGUGGGGUCAUGCUGACCACUGUGAAUCCUGAGCCCCUCCAACUUCUGCUGGAGAGAGCCUCUGCAACCCUCCAGGAUCUUGAUUUAAAUGAGUGUGGGAUUAUGGACCCCCUAUUCAGUGCCAUUCUGCCUGUCCUGAGCCGCUGCUCCCAGCUCAUGAUCCUCAGGUUCUGCGGGAACCCCAUCUCCAUGGCUGUCUUGGAGAACCUCGUGCGCCACACCGUCGGGAUGAGCAAGCUAACCCAUGUGCUGUAUCCUCCCCCACUGGAGAGUUUUGAUGACGACUAUGGUGUCCUCCACCUGGGGAGACUUGCCCAGUUGCAUGCCAUGCUGAAGUGGAUGCUGCACGAAUUUGGACGGCAGGAUAUGGUCUGGUUCAGUGCCAGCCCUCCUUAGUGUGGCGACAGGAUCUUCUUUGACCCACAGCCCAUCCUGUGCCCCUGUUUCUUGCCUGCUUAGUUGUGCACAUGUAGCAGAAGCUUUAUUCUGGGCACUUGGACACUGAAGCCCCAGAUGUAAAUGCGUUGUGAAGGAAUGUAGAAGCCACACUUUCAAACAACUGCUCAGUAUGAGCAGGAAAAGGAAAGAUUAGGGGUGGUGGCAGAUAUUGACUUUGUGUGCAGAUGGGAUCUUUAGGUAGAUGCAUAUACUAGAGUUAGAAGUAUGAAUCUGAAUGUGUAGAGGGUGAAUUGGGCUUGGGAGUUUCGGUCUUGGGCAUUAUCCCUGCGUGGAUGAUUGUAAAGAAAUGGUCACAAAUAAAGGGAACUUCAUUGUAAACCA
Messenger RNA from Galeopterus variegatus (Sunda flying lemur), 1791 nucleotides. RefSeq names its product preferentially expressed antigen in melanoma (gene PRAME). Gene Ontology annotation, biological process: positive regulation of cell population proliferation; negative regulation of cell differentiation; negative regulation of DNA-templated transcription. NCBI's taxonomy places the organism in Eukaryota, Metazoa, Chordata, Mammalia, Dermoptera, Cynocephalidae. Gene Ontology annotation, cellular component: cytoplasm. The record is from RefSeq and is a predicted model, not a curated record.